This is a messenger RNA of Penaeus chinensis, 661 nucleotides long. RefSeq lists its product as uncharacterized. Lineage: Eukaryota; Metazoa; Arthropoda; Malacostraca; Decapoda; Penaeidae. Bases 94 to 546 code for a protein of 150 amino acids. The record is from RefSeq and is a predicted model, not a curated record. The transcript has 3 exons.
AGACGAGUCCCGGAGGAGUGUUGGCUGUUCAGUUCCCUCGCCGGCGCUGUGUGGUUCGAGUUCUUUCUAGAAGCUUUUCCUUGUCCAGGGAACAUGCCACGUGCGAGAUUCCACGUCCUCCUCCUCUUGUCCCUGGUCAGCCUUGGCCACGAUGCCCUUGGAACGAAAAUCGAAGGACUAUUGGGCUACGAGCGCACUAGGGAGCAGGAAAAUGCAGCUGUAGAAACCCCAACUUCAGCUGGCAGAGAGGAUGUGCUGUCAGCGCAGGAGCCUGGGAAGAUUUCACCCGGAACACAGAGUCAGACACAGGCGGUUCCAACUCCUGCUCCAGUGACGUCGCAUUCAGCUCCGCAUGUACCGGUGUUUAUACCAUCAGAAUUCCCGCGUGCUCCGGACGGCUUAAACAGGUUGUAUAUUCCUCCUAUACCGCCAGCCACACAAGCCUCAGUCUUGAAACACGGGCCUUGUCCCGGGAAUUGCGAGAUUCGGAAUGCGAAUGGCGACUGCGAGAUGGAUGUCAAGUGUCUCUUCGACCAAAGUCGAUGAGCGUUGAGGUCAAAAGGAAAAACUGCUUUAUGUGUUUUUCUAAUGUCUUAUGCAGAAUACCUUUCGAGUAAACCAUUAGUUGCAUUUAACGUGACCUUCAUAUGAUAUAUAUUUA